AUUAAAAUCGGAAAUACUACUAGGCAACAGAAAUUCCAAAUUGUUAUUGAAUUGUGAGUUGAGUAAAUGAGGUAGAAACAGUAAGCAUUCGGCCUUUGAUUACUUUAUGAAUAUAUUACAACUUACACUGUAAGGAUGUGUGAAGGAGUGAUAUCAAUCACACAUGUAGCAUUGACGUCGCGAUUCCAAAUUGUAUUACAGUUUUAUACUGCAAUACAGCAUGUACUCUUCGCUUUGACGUCGCUGUCGUUACAUUCUCCAAAUGUCGAAUGCUUGCAUUUAUUACAGCUAGUCAUAAUAUUCAUUGAUGAAGCAUACUUCCACCUUUUCAUUUUCACCAUCAAUAGGUACUUUUGCCUUCUUGUUCGGACACAGAUUGCUUGUAGGCCAUGUAUGUGUGGCUUGCUUACAGGACGGACACGUAACCAUUUUCGUUGUUUUAUUAUCAGCUUUGAAUUCUUCGAGAGCUUCUUUUUUUACACCUUUUUUAACAACGCUGGCUUAGACGAAGAAGCACUCAAAGAAUCAUUGUAUGCCAUUGGUAUUAGUGUGUGGGUAACUGGAGCAACGUAG
This is a messenger RNA of Mycotypha africana, 573 nucleotides long. RefSeq lists its product as uncharacterized. The record is from RefSeq and is a predicted model, not a curated record. Bases 136 to 573 code for a protein of 145 amino acids. The transcript has 5 exons. NCBI's taxonomy places the organism in Eukaryota, Fungi, Mucoromycota, Mucoromycetes, Mucorales, Mycotyphaceae.